AUGGUAGCACCACUAUUAAUUGCUUUUUGUGUAGGUUGUGGAACUUUUGUAUGUAAAAAAAUCCAUGAUGCUUAUGAAAAUAAUCAAAGAACUAAACGAGAUAAGUAUGGUUUAAAAUCUAAGGCUAUUGAUGCCGCCAAAGAAGAUAAUAAAAAAGCUCAGGAAGAAAGUGUUGAGUUAAAGAAAAAGUUAGAAGAUUUAGAACAAAAAAUUAAUCAAAGAAACACUGAAAUACAAAACCUCCAAGAAAAACUAAAAGAUCCUAAAAUUUCUAGCCAAGAAAGAGGAGAAUUAGAAGAAAAAUUGGCUAGUCUUUUAGCCAGCCAAGAAGAUGACAAAAGAGGAAAAAAUAAAAUCCUUGACAACUUAAAAAAGUUAGAAGAAAGAAUCAAAAAAAAUAAUGAAACCAUUAAUAAAGCUGGUUUAAAUCCCGAUGACAAACACUGA
Messenger RNA from Funneliformis geosporum, 447 nucleotides. The record is from the annotation of a GenBank genome assembly. Lineage: Eukaryota; Fungi; Glomeromycota; Glomeromycetes; Glomerales; Glomeraceae.